AUGUCAGUGCGGAUCAGUUUGAGUGACUCAUCGGCGGUGAGCAGUGGUCUGCGGGAGCUAUACGUCGGCCGGGAGUUGACGGACACCCGACUGGUCUGCUGUGACGGCUCAGUGUUGGCCCACCGAUUGGUGCUGUCGGCGGUGUCGCCACUCUUGCGGUCGCUGUUGACCUCCGAGUCGUCGUUGUCGUCGUCCACCGCUUCCGUCCUCUUCCCUGACGACCGCCGCGAAGACAUUGAGUCGAUUGUCGAUUGCGUGUACUUCGGCCACAAGUCGGUGGACACGACACGCGUUCAGCCGUUGAUACGAUUGGCCGCCAAAUAUGGUAUCGAUUUGCGGACGUCUGUCAGUGCGGUCAUGGCGUCCGGCCUUCGCGGCGAUGCCGUCCGCAACAACACCGCCGCUGAGGACGACGACAGCGCCGGCCCUACGGCUCAGCGAUCGGUUCCGUCGCCCCUAUCGAUGGCACCGCAUCUUCAGUGUCGCGGAACCGAUGAUAGGCGACGAGAAGUGAUUACCGCUCACGAGAGGGAGGAAAUAGCGAUCGAUUUGUCCGCCAAUUCGAGACCACAGCCCAAGAGAGACACUAUAAUGGAGGCAAUCGACGCCGUUGUGGCCAACACUGGAGCCGUCGGCGAACCAGUGGUCAAACGCCGGCGCAAACAAUUGGAUCCCAAAACGAUUGCUCCGAAGAAAACCAAAUCACAGGACACUAUCGAUCAGCUGAACCACAAAUCGUUGAACGCGUUAAGAAAUGUCUGCAAAGACCAAUGCUUUGCCCACAACUCUGGCCAGACGUCACUCAACGAGUCGUCGGUCGACAUUGCAAUUCCCUUAGCCUAUACAUCGUCUCAAUCGGAUCCCGAGACCACCACUACGAACGACACGACGGGUUCGGCCGCGGCUUUCAAUAGUAUCUUUCGGGACAAAGUUUGGGCCCAAUUGUUGAAAAUCAAUUUCUUGCGGCCGACCGUUGAUCCCGACGAGACGGACACCGAUUGUCCCGUCUGUUUGGUUACAUUCGUGACGUUUCGCCAAUUGAUUGAUCACUUGAAUACUGACCACAAGAUUAACAAUGGCUUCCAGUGUCGCAAAUGUGGCAAAAAUGUCAAAUACGCCAAAGCUUUAGUCACACAUAACACUCAAUGCAGUCUUUAG
This is a messenger RNA of Medioppia subpectinata, 1158 nucleotides long. The record is from the annotation of a GenBank genome assembly. Lineage: Eukaryota; Metazoa; Arthropoda; Arachnida; Sarcoptiformes; Oppiidae.